AUGCUUCGUCCCAUUCUAAUAGCUGGCGAAGAUUUCAUAGAGGUAGCCAAAGCUUGCAGUCAGAUCAUCACUAGUCGUCGACGGCGUCUCCUAUUUGGUCCAUCCACAAUCACUUCUCAAGAUCGCAGAGCCUACCGGCCUCGAACCGAUACUGUUGUCCUCCUUCCGAUUGGCGACUCAAUAUCCUCAGUAAACGAUGCCUUGCGGCUCAUCAAUCGCUUUGCCGAUAUUGACGAUAUCUACUCUCCGCCAUUCGCCCGUGCCGCUGUUAUUCGGUCCAGUACUGAAAGAGGUUUCGUAGAGGUGCUCAAAAAGUUUGAAGCUUCGGGCCACUUCUCCGCCGUCUAUCAUGCGUCCCCAGGCUCCUCACAGGGCUAUCUUCCUCCAGGUCCAUACUUCCUCUGCCGUGAUGGAAUUCACCAAGCAUAUCGCCUAUAUGAGGACACUCUGGACAGUUUUCUUUUUGGAGUCAUCCCAGAUGAUGUCUUGAACCUCAAAAGGUAUAUCCCUCUCAAUCUGCUCAGCCGAAAUAGACUGUGGAAGAGCAUCGCCGUCCCAAGUCGUCUCUACUCUGUUAGAACCCCCACAACUCCUCUUGCUGGUGCGCGUAUGGGCAUCAAAGAUAUCUUCCGCCUUGAAGGUACUCAGACGACCAUGAUGAGCAGGCCGUGGAUUGAGCUUUAUGGACCGAAUGAGCAGAGCGCCGACUACACCAAGAAACUCAUAAAGUUGGGCGCGGUGAUCGUGGGCAAAACCAAGAUGACUUCUUUCGCAUCCCCCGAAGAACCAACAGACCAGUGGAGUGCCUUCUGGUCAUUGUGCUAUGACUACUACCACGGAUUCGACAGCUUCCGUGAUGAAUAUAGCGCCAAGUUCGGCAAGAAACCUUUCGUCAGCUCAGUCGUGCGAUUCCGAUGGGAUGUUGGAAAAGAUGUCACCUUCCAGAAGUACGCGACAUACAUGAAGAAACUAGAGGUUUUCAGAAACUGGUUCACUGAGAACGUCAUGGGUCCUGAUUCAAAGGCACUUUCUGACGCCAUACUCAUGAUGCCCUACGGAGAACCUCAUCCAGAGUAUCGUGAUGAGGCAAACCCAUCAGCUGGGAUCUUCCCUACAAUCGCAGAGAAGUUCAUCUCGCCUAUCCUGCAUGCUCCUCAACUCGUACUACCAUUUGCUCAGAUGCCGUACCUGUCAAAGGUCAGUGGAAGACUCGAGAUGCGGCCCAUUGCUAGCACUAUGAUAGGAGCUAAAGGAAGUGAUCUGAUGCUCAUCAAACUUGACACUGAGGCGUUCAAAAAGGCUGGGUGGCCUAGAAGCAUCCAGACGGGUCGCUAUAUGUAUCCUGUUGCUGAUAAUGCGAGGAAUGUUGGUUCAGUGUCUGGUGAGAGUCUUGCGGCGUAUGAGACGAGACAAAGAGCUGUCCAGGAGCUGCAGAGCGAGUUCGGAAACAAGAGUAGUGAUUUUGUUUGCAAUGCCAUGUAA
Molecule: messenger RNA, 1482 nt
Organism: Fusarium fujikuroi IMI 58289
Lineage: Eukaryota; Fungi; Ascomycota; Sordariomycetes; Hypocreales; Nectriaceae
Product: related to D-mandelate dehydrogenase
Exons: 6
Coding region: 1-1482 (493 amino acids)
Source: RefSeq, a predicted model, not a curated record